This is a messenger RNA of Cylas formicarius (sweet potato weevil), 3477 nucleotides long. RefSeq lists its product as uncharacterized. The transcript has 9 exons. The record is from RefSeq and is a predicted model, not a curated record. Gene Ontology annotation, molecular function: protein binding. Bases 285 to 3107 code for a protein of 940 amino acids. Gene Ontology annotation, cellular component: plasma membrane. NCBI's taxonomy places the organism in Eukaryota, Metazoa, Arthropoda, Insecta, Coleoptera, Brentidae.
UGCUUUCGGCAGGGCACCGCACGGAAUGUUUACACUCAUUCGAAAGCUCAUCUAAGCCGGAUUUGCACAUCAUCGAAAGCCCAUCCGCAAUUCGAAUAACCAUACGAUGUGAUUGGACGGUGUCGGGUGGUCGAGACUUACCAUAAUCGUCUGCGGGAACCCGUGUAUCAUACGAGACAAUAGAUUUGCGUCGUUGCUAAACGGUAGCAAGUUUGUGUCAAGGGACGAAAUCACUCCCAAGUAAACUGCGACUGAAGAAGAGCGUGAAGAAGUAGAGAGACAAUAUGAUGCUGAGGGUAAUUACGGCGACGACAAUCCUAGCAACCACCUGGUCGAUUAUCCUGCCGUGCAAAAAAUCGGAAUUCCAAUGCUCCGAUGGGAAAUGUGUCGGAAUGUCGAAAUAUUGCAACGGCGUGCAAGAUUGUUCAGAUGCCAGCGACGAAAUACCGAAUUGCACACCUUGUAAUAUAUCUUAUUAUGGCAUCGUGGGGCGCACCUACGAGCUUGAAGUUAAAAGACCUACGGAAAUUCCGUUUUUCUGUUUCCUCAACUUCACAGCAGGUGGCGGCGCUUAUGGAGAGCUUGUCCAGCUAAGCUUCGAGGCCUUCGCCGUAGGCACAUUCGAAUCAUUCACGAACUCCGGCUGUCCAGAAGGGUUCAUAUCCAUUAAGGAGACCAACAGACCGUCUCCCGGGGGAAAAUGGUGCGGAAGCGCUUGGGGUUACACUGUUUAUUACAGUGAAACCUCCAGCGUUAAUCUUACCUUAGCCCUGGAUAAAUUACCCCAGCAGCAAAGUUCCGGCUACAGUUUCGAAUUCAAACUUUCCUACAAGUUCCUGAAACUUUCCGACGCGAAAAUUCGCUACGGGAACGCGACGCAGAGAUCCUACAGGGGGAAGCUUAGCGUCGGAAGUUACUGCGAUCGCCUUCUGGAAGGAUGUUCCAGGCGGUCUUGUCGCAUCCAGUCGCCCAAUUAUCCGGGGAUUUACCCUAGGAACGUCUCGUGUCACUACAGGGUCCGCGAACGGAACGUGCCAGUCGGAAAACACGCUCUGAUUGCGGUUCGGCAAGCGAAUUUUCAUUACAAAGAACACGUACCCAAAUUCGACAACAGCGACAAAUUACUAAGAAUCUGGGAUCAAUGCAACAUGAUGCAAGACUACAUCGAAAUCUUUGACGGAUGGGGAAACCAAGCCACCACACUAGCGCACCUAUGCAGUGGCGAAACUAUUCCGGAAAUCAUCAGCAGCGGACCCGAACUAUUGUUAAAAUUCAACACGUCGCCCUUCGGAAACCCCUUCCAUCCUCUGCCGCUCUCAUACCUGCCCGGGUUUGAAUUGGAAGUAGAGGUCUUUUUCGUCAACAAAGAGUCGCCGACUUAUAUCGAACCCGGCAAGAAGUGUGAAUUUCUAGUGACAACCUUCGACAAUACGUCAGGCCUUCUAGAAAGCCCGCUACACUCCCUUCCACCAAAUACCACGUGUCACUAUCACUUCCGAGGCCAACCGAGAGACAUCAUUUGGAUAUCAUUUAUCAAAUACCACGUGACAAACGAAAGAUUGACCGACUUCAACACGGGAGAGUGCGACGUCCAACUUCAAAUUUGGGACGGCGAUAUAAAGAGCACGAACUCGGUACAGCUAAUCGGGCAAUUUUGCAAAGACGAUAAACCGAAACUUUGCGCUCACACGUUACUCACCAACUCAUCUCGCUUGACCAGACCCUGUCGUUUAUCGGAAAGCUACGUCAGUACCAACUCUGACCUGACGAUUUCGCACUCCAUCAAAUACGGAAGCGUCCUCUAUCCGGUCAAUUUCGUCCUGAGGUACGAGUUCGUCGACCUGUCGCAAGACGGUACCCAAAUAACCAGAAACCCUUGCGACAGGCUUUUCAAAUCUGCAAACGGACGGUUUUAUUCGCCCAAGAUAACUUUCCUGUUCGGUAGAGGCGGACAAAGAGAUUUGUCGUGCACGUAUCAAUUCGAAUCGUCGGAAUCGCAAAGGCUGAGGCUUACUUUCAACAAAGCCCAGUUCGGUAACAAGCAGUGCUUCUCGGAAUUCAAUCCGGAAAUCAAUAGGUGGCAAUGCAACGUGAAAUCGGAAUCGGAAGGCACCGCCAGCAUUACGAUAUCCGAGUAUCCGUGGAAAGACGUGGAAAUCAAGAGACACUGUCUGUGUAGCAACGUCACGCAGCGACCUUUCAUUAUUACUACCAAAACCGCUAGCAAAAUUGUGGUCAAAUUUACCGUUACAGGCAUGAGAAUUACAGAAGACUACCACGACUACUUCUUCGACGCCAAUUUCGAAUUUAUCCCGUCAGAGUUCAACUGUCUGAACCCGUGGAAAAACCGCAGGUUGAGGGGCUCGAGUGGCGAAAUCACCGUGAGAAACAACGAGCAAACCAUGCGACAGACCGAAGAAGUAUUGAGUCAAAACCAAACCAUUAGGUACUGUCUGCAGCAGCCGUGGUUGAUAGAGCCCGAAGAAGAUUGCAACUUUAUUUACUUGAAGAUCAAAGGAAACGACCGCAGAGAUUCGAGACUAUGUCCAAACAAAAACAGGAUACUGGUUUAUCCCGCGGGUCGUACCGAGGACGUACGUAUAAUCUGCCCCCAGUACAACGAACUCGUAGAAAUGUUCUCAGAGGGUUGGAGUCGGUUUAGCUACAAAAAGCUGCAGAAUCGGAACUCGAGGAGUUUCGUAAUCGAAUUUUUGAAGAGGGAGACCGGCAACUUCGCCGUCACAUGGAUGGAAGUGUCAAAAAACCCCGCCCUCGCCCUACCCACUUCGAUGUUGAUGAUUCGGCCACCGGAAUGUCCGCACAGCUGUCCUGAAUUGGGUGCCUGCAUAAGCUCGGAGCUGUGGUGCGACGGUCUGAGGCACUGCCCUUCCGGAAAUGACGAGCAAGAAUCGAAUUGUUCAGUUCACGCGGGGUUCCCCUACAAUUAUCUCAACUCGGCAGCUCUGUCCGCCGUGGGCCUAGUGAUACUUACGUCACUGAUCGUCAUGUCUUUCAUAAUAUUUAAAAACUGGAGGCAGGAACAGAAAAAUGUUAUAGUAUCGGUUACGGAACAUACGUUUUUGGAGUUCAAAAGUGGAUUGUGUUGAAUGAUGUAAUGUAUGAUCACAUCUUAGGUAGUUUUUAAAUAAACGUUGUAAAAAAAUGUAGCUGGGUUUGCCGUUAGCUAAGCCAUGGAGAUUGUUUCUCUGGGCGUGCUAUCAAGCGAACCAUGUAAUCAUAUCAUUUUACCGUUUUUUAUUCUUUAUUUCCUCUGUAAAUUUGAUUAACUCAUUUGGCUCACAUUCUGAUGUGUACAAAAUUUUCGAAUUCGUUGACAAGGUCCUGAUGAUUUUUUAUAACUAGUAGAGACACUUUUAGAAUAAGCUGCCUGCAAAAUGGAGGUGUUGUAAACUGAUGACUGACAAUAUCUGUUGUAAAUGUAAUGUAUAAAAUUUUUAUCGGCAACGCAACAAAUAA